This is a messenger RNA of Danaus chrysippus (African queen), 2040 nucleotides long. The record is from the annotation of a GenBank genome assembly. NCBI's taxonomy places the organism in Eukaryota, Metazoa, Arthropoda, Insecta, Lepidoptera, Nymphalidae.
AUGUUCUCUAGCAAAGAUGCCGUAAAUCCAGGAUAUCCCACGCAGUGGGCUUUAAAUCCGACUGCAUAUCAAAAUAUAGAUUCAAGUCAAGUAGAUUGGGCAGCUUUAGCACAACAAUGGAUUGCUAUGAAAGAAGCCGCUGUGAUUGUGUCAACGCCACAGUCAAAAGCCGAUGUGGAAGAGGGCGAAGCACCAAUGGAAGUAGAAAAUCCGGAGUCCGGCGAACCACCUAUCGGCGCAGGCCCCGAGUGGAAUGCCUCAACCAACUCAUGGGGAGGUUCUUGGAAUCAGUGGGGAUGGGGUUGGAGUGGCUCGGGACCAAUGGACCCUAAAAUGGCAAGUGACCCUUCAAUAGCCAUGGGUCCUAUGAUGGAUAGCUAUCCCGUAGCUGAUAACAAUACAACCAUGCCAGGUUAUACGAGUGGUGCUGUGCCGACCCCAACAUUUCAACAUGGUUAUUGGACAGCUCAAAACUCUGACCAGUCGGGAAAUAACAGGAAUCGUGAAAGGAGAUCUAAGAGCAAAAAUAGAGAAAUUAAACCUACAAGAAGUAGAUCACAUAGAGAUAAGUUACCUUUAAUACCGCCUGUGAUGGAACCAUUGGUUAUGCCGACCCCAACAUCAACUAUUGAUGCGGCUAAAAGACGACAGUUACCUGCUUGGAUAAGAGAAGGCUUAGAGAAAAUGGAACGUGAGAAACAGAAGGCAAUAGAACGAGAACAAGAGAAGAAGGCAAGAGAAGAAGCAGAGAAGGAAAAGAAGAGGUUAGAAGAAGAAGAAUUAAAGAGGAUGAGGGACGCUGGGCAGAGUGUGCUACCGGCUAAGAGCAAAUUCGAUUCAGAUUCUGAGGGCGAAGCUCCACCUCCCCCCGCCCCAGCCGCCGUCCCUCCGCCCCUCGGACGAAAAUCAAAAGAGGAGGCUCUGCAGGAUGUGAUGUUAGCGGUACGUCGUUCGCUAACAGAGAUCCUGUUGGAAGUGACAGACAGCGAGAUACAAACGGUGAGCCAGGAAGAAGUGGCUCGGUAUAACGCCGCACAAGCGUCGCGACUCAACGCUAUGAAGGCGAGCAAGUCCAAGGCGCUCGCGUCCAUCGCCACUGGUCUCGGUCUUGGGGCGUACGAGAGCAGCGAAGACAGCGGCGACGAAGACCAACACGAUAUGUCCGAUCAGCAGUUACAGGAGAUCAUAAGACGGAAGCGUCAAGAGUUCGAACGUACUUCACGGGAGAUAGAGGCUGAGGUGAGACGAGCUGAACAGAGAGAGAACGAAGAAGAGGGCUCUCAGCAUCACGACACGCCGGAGAGACCGCGGAGAUCACGUUCUUCUGCUACUCCGCCGCCGGUGGAAAGUGACACGCCAGAGAAGAAACCUGAACGUCGACCGUCUAAAGAUAAGAGAAGCAAUCACAAGUCUUCUGAGAAAACGGAAAGGAAAUUGGACGUCAUACAAGAAGAUAAGACACCAAAGAAAACGAACAAAUACGAAACAACACCAACAACUAAAGCUAUCAAAUCGAGUUCAAACUCAAGUUCAAGCGACUCAGAUGAAGACUCAUCUAGUACAAGUAAAUCAUCGUCAGAGAGUGAACCGGAGGUAAAAGAAAACAAUAGGAGUAAAAAACGAAAACGUAGAAGCACCAGUUCAAGCGACACCAACAAGAAAUCAAAGAAACAUAAGAAGGAGAAAUCACACAAAUCCAGCGAGAAAAGUUACUCCAAGAAACAUCAGGAGGAAUACGAUAGGAAUGAGAAAUCUAGAUCAAAGAGAAAUGAUUAUGAAAAGCACAAACAUAGAAGCCGUGAUGAGAGAUCGCACAAAGACAAAUAUAGGGAGGAUUCAGACGAAGAUAGAUCGAGGAAGAGGUCCAAGCGUUCAGUGAGCUAUGAAUCAAGAUCGGGACGAAGAAAAAGUAGGGACAGAUCCGAAGAUAGAUCUCGAAGGCGCGACAAACGAUCCUACGACAGGGAUAGGUCUUACGAUAGGUCCAGGGACUACGAUAGGUAUGAUCGCCACGACAACUAUUCCCGCCAUCGCAGAUGA